Messenger RNA from Suillus paluster, 3389 nucleotides. RefSeq lists its product as uncharacterized. NCBI's taxonomy places the organism in Eukaryota, Fungi, Basidiomycota, Agaricomycetes, Boletales, Suillaceae. Gene Ontology annotation, biological process: establishment of cell polarity; septin ring organization. Gene Ontology annotation, cellular component: nucleus; division septum; mating projection tip. The record is from RefSeq and is a predicted model, not a curated record. The coding region runs from base 76 to 3012 and encodes 978 amino acids. The transcript has 7 exons. Gene Ontology annotation, molecular function: guanyl-nucleotide exchange factor activity; protein binding.
CGGUUCCUCCCUACUACUAGUUACUUCAACUCAUCGACUGAGCCGGGCGCUCUUCUUCUUAUUCAAACCGCCAUCAUGGCGAACGUCGCUGCUCGUAAAAAAUCAAUAGCAUCGAAUCCCGGUCUUGUAAUCGAAACUCCAGUAGCUAACAACAAUAUCCUCAACAAAGCUGCUUCUCAAUCGACAUCCCUCUACCAGCAAUGCUCUUCCUUGCGAACUCGCUUAAUGCGUAUCCCUGGAUUCUCAAAUUUCUUCAUACUGUCAUCUCACUCAGGUUCACUACGUCAGUCAACCGAUCCUGUAACUCAACUCUGGGACUGCUUCUCCCUCGGAAUAUCACUAUGUUUCCUUUACCAGCUUCUUCCUGGCAGAACAAAUACAUCUACAGUAAAAACGGAUCCUUCAAUCUUCGACGUCAGUAAUGAACGUGCAAAGAAGCAUGCCAUCGCUGUCUUCGUCAUGAAUAUAACGAACCUCGACAAUUGCGAGCAGUUCACCGUAACCGAUUUAUGGGAGAGACACUCGACCGAUGGUCUAGUAAAGGUCGUCAGUACAGUGACCACCAUCGUCGAUAUGUUGCCGUCCGCACUAUUCGAAGCAGCUCCUUUGUCCCCUCCAUUGAUGUCCACGCAUGAUUCCAUCGACUCGCUAGUGGGUGACGUACCAAAUACGCCCGUUCCCGCAAGCGCGCAAGAGGCCGCCCGUAACAACAUUAUCAGAGAGUUGGUAGAGACCGAACGGAAAUACGUCCAAGACUUGGAGGUCAUGCAGAAAUAUGCAACUGCCUUGUCCCAAAGCAAUACAAUCGACCAGGAUACCAUUCACUACCUUUUCCCAGGACUGAACAAACUUUUGAACUUCCAAAGGAAGUUCCUCAUUCGAUUAGAGAGCACCGCAGAGAUGGCGUGGCGAGAUCAGCGCUGGGGAGUCCUCUUUCUAGAAAACGAAGAGGAAUUCGCAGUAUACGAACCCUACUGUGCAAACUACACCAAUGCAGUAGAUCUCAUGGUUGCGGAGGAGCAGAAUCUUUCGGUCCACAAUAAUUUGAUCAACGCCAAAUCUGAACUGCCUGCCUUUUUGAUCAAGCCGGUUCAGCGAAUUUGCAAAUAUCCGCUGCUCCUUGAUUCGCUUAUUAAGGCGACAUCUGCCACCGAUUACCCGCAUUCUGAGGAACUCCAAGCUGGAUCGGCUGCCGCUAAACGUAUUACCGAUAAGAUUAACGAGGCACAAAGACGCGCUGAGAAUGUCCAGACAGUCAAAAAUCUGGAAGGUCGCGUUCAAGACUGGAAAGGUCACCAUUUGUCGAAUUUCGGCGCCCUUCUCCUCGAUGAUAUCUUCACCGUCACCAAGUCUGACGUCGAUCGCGAAUAUCACGUAUUUCUCUUUGAGAAGAUCAUACUUUGCUGUAAGGAGGCAGCACCUCCCCCUCAAAACGGCAAACGCGGAGGAAAGAAUAAUUCUAUUCUUAAGAAGCAGAAUGGCUUGCAAGCCCUUGCUCCCCCACCCAUGAGCUCACCGAACAAGAAAAAAGACACUCCUCUCCUGUUGAAAGGACGUAUCUUCUUGAACAACGUCACCCAAGCUAUUCCGAGCUCGAAUAGGAAUUCGAUUGCUUCAACCACAAUCAACCCACAUUCCCUGGCUGUGUGGUGGCGAGGCGAUGACGACCUCGAGUUCUUUACCCUCCGUUGCCGAUCCGAAGAGCAACUGCGACAGUGGGAGUGUCAGAUUAACCGUCUCAUUAAGGAGGUUGCGAGUCGAAGAGCGUCAGAACGGAAUUUCUCCCAACUCAUGGCUCAACACAGCAGUCACGCCUCUGUUCCUGCUGCACAUUUGCCGCGUUCAAUGCCUUUCGCUCAUGACCGCGGUUCCUCGAUGGUGUCUCAUGCCCACUCCCUACAUAGCCUUCCACCUCACCCAGCCAGCAGUCGUCAUCGUGUCAAUGCCUACAGCACCAGCGAGGAAGUCUCGGUGGCUGGAUCUUACUCCAGCGGUAGCUAUCCUAGCCACGAGGGCUUCGAGUUCGACUUGGAGGACGAGUAUGAGGAUUACCCUCCUGCGAGCAUGCCACCAUCCGGUCGUGGCACGCCCAUGGGUAUGCAUCGAAUGCAGAGCAUGCCUGUCGAGCCACGCGACUCGGCGGUUGGCGAUGACCGCCCCCGAGCCAGGACAGAAGACAUCAAUGGUCAGGUCAUGUCGCAAUGGCGAACGGCGAAUGGCGUUUUGCCUUUGCCACCUGGAGCUAAUCCCCCCGUUCCCCUUUCCUAUCGCCCCAUGGCCAACAGGGUGAAUUCUACUGCAAGUUUUGGCACAGACCCUAGUUUCCCCUCACGUCCUCCUCGAGUUCCUUUGCAAGGCCAGAUCAGCUCAUCGAAGCUGACGACCCUGUACGAUAGCGGUGGUUCCCGUAGCGUUACGGCGUCGCCGGCUUUGAAUGGCAGUAAUGCACUGCCGUUGAGAUCACGGAGUGCUAGUCAGCCGAGCGCAUAUGUACCACUAGCGCCCCCUCCUCCUGUUCCUAACAACGUAAUGUGGCCUCAUCGAUCGGAGGAUUCUGCUGCUUCAAGUAGCAAGCGGGGUAGUGGAUCUAGUCAGUCGACGGGUGGGGGUUCGUCGGAGGAGUCACCACAUAGUUCCUCGCCCAUCACGCCAUUCGGAUCCAGCGAAUCAUCUCUUGGAGGUUCAGCUCUCCGAUCCCCUCGGUCACAAACGUUUGAAACCAUGGUCUCUAGCGGCGCCCACCUCGCUUUCUCACCUCCAGUCAAGGUGAAGGUACACUUCAACGAGGAUAUAUUCGUCAUCCAAGUCCCGCGAUGCACAGAGUAUUGUGACCUUGUCGACAAAGUCGGCAAGAAAAUCCGGCUGUGUGGGCCGCGCCGUGAUGAUACCCCGCUGCGGGUAAGAUAUCGGGAUGAGGACGGAGAUAUGGUCUCUCUUGGUUCCACCGAAGAUGUCCAAAUGGCCUUUGAGUCGUUCCGACCUGGCGGGCAAGUCACGCUCUACGUGACAUGACAUCGCACCGCUCUUCCAUCCCCCUCUUCGACUCGUAUACAUACUCUUGCUGUUUCCCAGGGGGACUCGCAUUUCUCGUUGUACAUAAUAUGUAUCACUGGCAUGUUCGCACCACAUUCGUUUCUAUAUGGUUUUCUCUAUCGCUUUCUGACUUCCUUGACUCAGGUGCUCAUCGGGCUUGAGACCAUCCUUGUGUGGUUCACAUCUCUUUGAUAUCGAUAUCUACAUGGCUCUCUUUCUUCCUUUGUAGUACUUUUGAAUCCUUGGGCAUCGUAUAUCAUCUAAAAGUGGAGCACUAGUCACGUGUAAUUUUUAUUAGAAUACUGCACUCAUUGCUACGGUUUUAUUCAAAUACAUCAUGUUUAUUGGCGUCUAAG